Messenger RNA from Cynoglossus semilaevis (tongue sole), 3410 nucleotides. Its product is annotated as pbx/knotted 1 homeobox 2. The record is from RefSeq and is a predicted model, not a curated record. Lineage: Eukaryota; Metazoa; Chordata; Actinopteri; Pleuronectiformes; Cynoglossidae. Gene Ontology annotation, biological process: regulation of DNA-templated transcription. The coding region runs from base 557 to 2014 and encodes 485 amino acids. The transcript is spliced from 15 exons. Gene Ontology annotation, molecular function: DNA binding.
CAAAAACUCCCGAACCGACCUCCAACACGGUACCGGCCAUUGUUGCUUCGUACGAGGAGUAGACGGAACGAAAAACUUAUAUAUUACGGCUGAUGUGAAUGCAACAUAGGAGUAAAGAAGCAACUUCAAAUGCUAACGUAUCACUAUGGAUGAUCAGUAUGAGUGGUGAAGGUCCUACCACUUCUGUUCAAGCAUGUUCUAAUGGACUAUAUGCUAGCCUUCAGGUUGACGUGGUGCCCCCGUCUGCCCCCCACCCCCCUUUUAUAUAGUGAUUGCUGUAUUUCCCACGGACACUGGAAGGCAUCAGUGGGCCCAGCGCUGGGGAAAAAACGGGGGGAGCUGGAAGAUGGAGCCUGAUGUGGGAGGGGCCAGGCAUGGUUGACGUCAGCGGCUGUGUGGAGGAGUAUAGGCUGUGCUGUCAGCCCAGUGUCAGUCUGAUGAAGAUUGGCAUGCAGGUUCCAUGCGCAAAAUUGGACACCAGGCAACAGAAGAGACGACAACACUAGGGGUGCUGCGUCGCGGUGGGCAAACUAAUAUCUCAAUGUGAAGCAAUCCCAUGAUGCAACAUGUGUCCCCAACACCUGCAGUGACAAUGAUGGCCACCCAGAGUGUUCAUCCACCAUCGUACCAGGAGAGCCAACAGAUGACAGGCACCAGUCAGCAGACCACCAAGACCCCACAGGUCCACAUCCCAGCAGCCACUGCAGCAGGAAAUACCUCCGUCAGUGCAACACUUGACCCUCAAGCCCAACUUGAGUCUGACAAAAGAGCUGUUUACAGUCAUUUUCACAGACAUCCACUCUUCCCCCUGUUGGCCUUACUGUUUGAGAAAUGUGAGCAGGCGACGCAGGGAUCUGAAUGCAUCACCUCGGCCAGUUUCGAUGUGGACAUUGAAAACUUUGUUCACCAGCAGGAGCGGGAGCACAAGCCCUUCUUCAGUGAAGAUCCAGAGCUGGACAACUUGAUGGUGAAGGCCAUUCAGGUUCUGAGGAUCCACCUCCUGGAAUUAGAGAAAGUCAAUGAGCUCUGCAAAGAUUUUUGCAAUCGCUACAUCACCUGCCUGAAGACAAAGAUGCACAGUGACAACCUCCUGCGUAACGACCUGGGAGGACCUUACUCACCGUCACACACCAGUCUCAACAUGCAGCAGGAACUAAUUCAGACCUCCUCUCCAUCCAUGACCUCUGUCUCCAGCUCUGUUAACCCGUCUGGGAUUGUGGUGCCUGCCGGGGGUCUGCAACAGGGCAAUGUCUCCAUGACUACCAUCAACUCACAAGUGGUUUCAGGUGGGACCCUGUACCAGCCAGUUGCCAUGGUGACAUCACAAGGGCAAGUGUUAACGCAGGCACUGCCGCCAGGAACCAUUCAGAUCCAGAACUCGCAGGUGAACCUGGACCUGUCAUCCCUGUUGGACAGCGAAGACAAGAAGUCCAAAAAUAAGAGGGGGGUCCUUCCCAAACAUGCCACCAACAUCAUGCGCUCCUGGCUCUUCCAGCAUCUCAUGCACCCAUAUCCAACAGAGGACGAGAAAAGACAGAUUGCUGCACAGACAAAUCUAACCCUUUUACAAGUGAACAACUGGUUCAUCAACGCUCGCAGGCGUAUCCUACAGCCAAUGCUAGAUGCCAGUAACCCAGAUCCAUCCCCUAAAGCCAAGAAAAUGAAGUCGCAGCACCGUCCGACACAACGCUUCUGGCCCGACUCCAUCGUGGCAGGAGUUUUGCAGAGUCACAGAUCUCAAAACCCAAUGAGUUUGGACAGCCUACAGUCCCUGUCCUCAGACUCCGCCACCCUGGCCAUGCAGCAGGCCAUGCUAGGAGCCGACGACUCCAUGGACGGCACCGAGGAAGACGACGAAGAGGAGGAGGAGGAGGAAGAGGAGGAAGGAAUGGAGGAGGAAGAAGAGGAGGAGGAGGAUAUAGAGGAUGAGGAAGAUGACAGAGGCAGACAAAUGUCAGGCAGAGGACGAGGACGGAGGAAUCUGAGCAUGGAGCACAACGAGGACCUGGAGUAGAGGAACUUUGGUGACAGGUGUCUCUUCAGUGCAGCCACACACUAACUAUUUUUAUGCUACAUGACUUUUUAGGCGUUAAAGGGCAAAUCCUGCUUUUUUUCCCCUUUUGAACACGGAUCCAUCUGCGGAGCUUAAUGUCAAUCAUGAUGAUCAUAGUUUAAGACAUUGAAUAUAGAACUGAAUAAUAAUAAUAAUGUGGUGGUUGACUUUUUAACAGUAAAUGCCUUGGUGUGUUUACUGAGCACGAGAAAUGUUGGGAUGGUUGCACUUUUCUUUUUUUCUCUCUCACGAUCAACUUACAUUAUGAAUGAAAUCACCACCACAUUGAUAUGAAGCUAAUGAAACUGAGGUUCUAAGAGACAUGCUGCUGCUGCUGCUGCUGCUGAUGAUGAUGAUGAUGAUGAUGAUGAUAACAGUGCAUUUCAAUUGGAAACUCAAAGUUAAACUGCUAAUGUAGCAGCUUCAAACUGCGCAAUGCUAUUUCAGCUACAGUCGACUGCCCACACUUCCUGCUUCACAGUUCGGCUCAUCACAGCCCACCUCCACGUCAACACCUCCUUUUCACGCUGUGCCGCAACUAAGUCACUGUCAUGGGUUGUCACUGAAGCUUGUUCUGUUCUGUGCUUUCUUGGUCUGCGGCUCCACGGAGAAGAGCCCCACCUUCCACUGUUAAACCUUGAUCACAUUUCAUUAACCUAGACUAAUGAAACAAAAACAGCAAACGGCUCAGAGGGAGUCACAAAAUAAAGAAAAUUAAUUAAAAAGGUAACAAUAGAAAAUAAUGAAACCGCAGGUAGACUCAGUGGGUUUUAGAAUCACCCUGAGAACGAUUAUUUACCCAACCCCUCUGCUCCUCAUGGUGCUAAAACAACCUGCUACUACAUUUAUUUUAAUGUCGCUGGUGGGAAAGAAGCCUGAGGAAAGUGCAUCACUCCAGUGUCCACUCACUACUUCACUGUUUGUUUGCCUUCUUUAGCCACUAACUCUGCGAGUGUUUCAUCUGUUAUCUGCUCUGUGAAACGUUUCUUCCCGUCUGGCACAGGUUUCUGCUCGUCCUCUUUGAGGCAGUUCUUAAUUUUUCCUAAAUUCUGACCCAUUUUCAGAAUGACCCCCCCCUAGAAAAAAACCUUCAACUUGUACCAUAGUUUGAGCAUCAGCAUUGACAUUUAUUCAUUACGCAAAAGGACAAGAAAAUAAUUUUCGUGUUUUUACUGACAGUUUUCAAUCUUUUUGGUAAACAACAAAUCCACAGAAAUGGAAAUGAAUCCCUGCGAGACACUUGAACAAACAUUUCAAAUAUAUUCUCACUCAGACUGUAAAAUGCUAUCAAUCAAAACACUGGAAAAACUUCUGGUUUUUAAGGUAAAAAAAAAAAAAUCUUCCAAACUGUGCAAAG